This is a messenger RNA of Microcebus murinus (gray mouse lemur), 2285 nucleotides long. It is a transcript of the gene SDCBP2, whose product is annotated as syndecan binding protein 2. The record is from RefSeq and is a predicted model, not a curated record. Lineage: Eukaryota; Metazoa; Chordata; Mammalia; Primates; Cheirogaleidae. Gene Ontology annotation, cellular component: plasma membrane; cytoplasm. Gene Ontology annotation, molecular function: protein binding.
CUUCUGGGUCUGCUUUUCCACCACGUUCAGAAACAGUAACUGGAUGCCUGCUGUGUGCCAGGCACUGUGCUCAGCACUGGGGAUUCAGACAUGAGCCACAUUCCCUAAUCAGUGAGGGAGACAGGCAAACAAGCGCAGCACAGGGGAAAUCCAACCCAGGAAAUGCAAAAGGCUUUGCUCACAAUAGGUGACUAAUAAACAUUUGUGGAAUGAAUGAUGAAGAGGCAAAUAUAUAUGAGAUGCUGUGGUCUAGAGAAGGGAGGCUUGCCAAUCUCCAUGGGUAUGUGUGGGUGUGGGGAUCUGGGGAAGGCUUAGAACUGAAGGAAGAAGAGUUCAACAGAUGAAUGAGGAGGGAGAAGGCGUGAAUGGCAUUUAAGUCAGAGGGAACAGCAUGUGCAGGAAGCAUGGAGGCAUGAACUAGCGGGUUGGAUUUCAGGACCAGCAAGUAGUGUGGAAUGAAGGAAAUGCAUGGGUGCUCCCAGGAGCAGCCAUGUCCACCCUGUACCCGUCACUGGAGGACCUAAAGGUGGACCGAGCCAUUCAGGCCCAGGCCCGAGCCGCACCCAGGAUGCCCGCCCUGCCAGCCCAGAGGGCAGCCGUCGCCCCGCCUGCAGUUUUGUACCCAAACCUGGCGGAACUGGAAAGCUAUAUGGGUCUUUCCCUCUCCAGCCAAGAAGUCCAGCAGAGCCUGCCUCAGACUCCAGCAGGUCACAGCACGGCGGUCUCCGGCCCCUGUCCCGGCCAGGUGGUGGCACCGCUGACCGGGGACAGCCUGGGCGUGCGGCGUGCGGAGAUCAGGCCUGGGGUGCGCGAGAUCCACCUGUGCAAGGACGAGCGCGGCAAGACUGGGCUGCGACUGCGGGCCAUCGACAAGGGGCUCUUUGUGCAGCUGGUCCAGGCCAACACCCCUUCAUCCCUGGUGGGGCUGCGCUUUGGGGACCAGAUCCUGCAGAUUGACGGGCGUGACUGUGCCGGGUGGAGCACGGACAAAGCCCAUCGGGCGGUGAAAAGGGCAUCGGCUGAGAAGAUUGUCAUGAUUGUUCGGGACAGGCCAUUCCAGCGGACUGUCACCAUGCACAAGGACAGCUCGGGCCAGGUUGGCUUUAACAUCAAGAAGGGGAAGGUUGUCUCUGUGGUCAAAGGCAGCUCUGCGGCCUGCAACGGGCUCCUCACCAACCACUACGUGUGCGAGGUGAACGGGCAGAACGUCAUCGGGCUGAAGGAUAAAGAGAUCACAGAGAUUCUGGCCACCGCCGGGAAUGUCAUCACCCUGACCGUUAUCCCCACUGUGAUCUACGAGCACAUGGUCAAAAAGUUGUCCCCGACACUGCUCCACCACACCAUGGACCACUCCAUCCCAGACGUCUGAAGCCACAAGAGGGCAGCACCGGCCCUCCCGCCCUCCACAGCAAAGGGCAGCCGGCCUGGGCCUGGGGUCAGGCUGUCUCCAGGGGGCGUGUUCCAGGUGGGUGGACAUCGGAUGGCGAGGUCUGUCAUUUAUACACACUGGUCUCCUGGGAGCCUCAGUCUCUAGCUGGGCCGAGGCUCAGGCAGGGCCCAAGGGCAGCCGAUUCUUUGUGCUGGUUUACAUGCUGGGCACGUAGGCAGGCCGGCUAAACACUUCUUAAAGUUGCAACUGGGUCCCUUUCAAGAAUUUGCCUGUAGCAGGAAAACAUUACACAUUUUCAGAGAACAGAACUACAUUCUGAGAACGUUUUCUUUGCCUUCACUUUGUCACAGACUGUACAAAGUUAUAACCCUUACUGUCUUUUGAAUAAAGAUUUGAUUUUAAACAAAACCCCUUCCACAGGAAUUGAAAACUCUGGAAUCCUUGAUCCUAUGACAUGCCAGGGCUGGUUUUCUUUUAAACAGUGGUGAGACUAAAGCCUUUUCUACAGAUCACCUCUGAGAGCCAUGCUGUAGCUCUGCCUGCGUCCCAUACCGCCUGGCAGUCUGGCGCAGGGAUGACAGCUUGGGGCCAGGGGCAGUGGCACUGGUGGAGGGGCCCCGGCUUUAGGCCACCCUGCUGCAUGGCUGCGGCUGCUUCUGCAAAGUGGGCGUGAGAACCCACUUCAGGGGAUGUUGGGAGGAUGAAAUGCGAUGUGCUUACAGGGCCCAGUGGGGUCUGACACCCAGGGGAGGGGGGUGCUUCCAGACCCCGUGCCUGACCCCAGGAGGGCGGUGGACCCCAGCAGAGCCCAGCAGGCUGAGUCGGCGCGCAGCUCCCCGCCUCCCUCUGCGCUGGAGAAGAUCGCUGCCCCCUGGCGAGUGUCAUCACCCCUGCG